AUGCGAGCGAAAAAUUUUUGCGUCCGAUUCUGCACCGACAUCUCUGAUUUUAUUGUGCAGAAACUGAAUUUUCCCCCGACCCAGCUCAAACACCUCCAAAUCAUCAACGGCCGUGUCUACGUUGGAACUGAAUCCCCCGAAAUAGCCCAGAACAUGGUUCAGAGUCAUAACAGGCAGCACGAGCUGGUACACGACGGAAAACUCUACCGCAUUCCUCUUUCCAUGGAGGACAAUACGGACAAAUUCACUCUGUGCGAGAAGAGACCUGGAAAGAUUUUUGGUCCGGCGUACCCAACGGCGUUCUGGAGCCUCCGCGGUCUACGCGUUUACAAGUGUGAGCUGAAGCAACUGAUUGCGGACCAUCAACCUGCUGUAAUAGCCAUCCAAGAAACUGUGGUCAGCGCCGAAACUCUACCCGCAGAUUUUAUUGGAAAGGAUAACAAACUACUGGUUGAAAGCGGCCUCAGCUAUACGUGGACACAUGGGGUUGGCCUGGCAAUGCACGAAGGGAUCCAUUUCGAAAGACUCCAGAUCCAGACCACCUUGCAGGCGAUAGCGAUUCGCACGCAGAUACCCACAGCUGUUACAGUGGUAUCAAUCUAUCUUCCGCCUAACUCAGGACACUUCGGUGACCAGCUGGAAGAGCUUCUCGAGCAGCUGCCUGAAUUAGCUUUGAUACUAGGAGACUUCAACACACAUCGCGAUGCAUGGGGAUUCUGUCGUGCAGAUUCCCUCGGUCGGUUUAUUGCCGAAAAAGCUCUCAUGAGAAAACUCCAGCUGACUACGGAAACGAUAGAUCGCGUGCUUAUCAACGAGUUGCGUAGUCAGGACUUGCUGGUGGACAGUUUGGACAUUUCGCCAGCAACAUCAAGCGGCGAUAACUAUAUGAGCGACGUGUUUCGCAUUCACGUCCAAUUCCGCAUUUCGUCAACAGUGCAAACCGUACAGAAGAUAUCGCUGGUAGUGAAAUGCCUGCCAAGCACCGGCAGUCGAGGAUCGGUCAUCGAAGAGAUGAUCCUAUACGAACAAGAGGCGGAGAUGUUUCUAACUGUAAUUCCACAGCUGUCGAGAAUCGCGAACAAUGAAUUCUUUGCCGCCAAGUGUUAUCAUGCCACACGUGUUCCAGAGCGGAUGCUGAUUUUCCAAGAGUUCAAAUCGCUGAAUUACACCAUGGCUAAUCGUCUUACCGGGCUGGAUUUCGAUCAUUGCGCGUUGAUUAUGAGGAAAAUUGGGAAAUUUCACGCCGCAUCGAUGCCGUACAUCGAGCACCACAUGGAUCUGGUGGAUAAGUUCUUCCACUUUAACAUAUUUAAUCCUUCAGUGGAGAAGCAAUCCGAAUUAGUCGAUGUGAUUUUCGAAAAGGGUUUGCGUACCCUUAUUGAAGUGGCUGAAAGCAGCUGGGAUAAUUUCGAUCCAAAAAUACUAGCGAAACUAAAGAAACUACUACCGAAUUAUGUAUCUAAACUUGAAGCUUGCUUAACGCAAAAGUUUGAUGACGCUUUUAACGCUUUUAAGGUCUUGAAUCACGGAGAUUUAUGGUGCAACAAUAUGCUUUUCAAGUACAGUGAAAAGUCAGGUAAAGUGACAGAUGUAGUUUUCGUUGAUUUCCAGAUAAGCUUCUAUUCCAGUCCGGGAUUGGAUCUAAACUAUGCUAUCGCCACUUGUCCUAAUCUAGCAACUCGGGAUCGAUCGGACGAAUUGAUCGCUAUUUAUCAUCAAGCACUGAGUGAAACGUUAAAAUCUGUUCAUUAUCCGCGAAUACCAACCUUGAAUGAUGUGUACCACGAGAUCCGGCGAAUGGAAUUCUACGCUCUGGUCUUGAUUCUUUCCAUCGCAAUGAUGAAGAAGACGGAUUCGGCAGAAGCCAGCUUCGAGGCAUUUUGUGACGAAGAAGUGGCAGCGAAAGCUCGUCGGAUUCAGUACAGUGGCAAAACGUUCCAGACGAUAGUGAAACCAAUGCUUAAGCAAUUUGAUGAAAGAAAACUGUUGGAUGUGUAGUUGUGAAACAUGACCAAUAAACAGUAAUGUCGGAAGACAAUAUCCCACCGGAGAAAGAAA
Molecule: messenger RNA, 2058 nt
Organism: Wyeomyia smithii (pitcher-plant mosquito)
Lineage: Eukaryota; Metazoa; Arthropoda; Insecta; Diptera; Culicidae
Exons: 5
Coding region: 1-1998 (665 amino acids)
Molecular function (GO): catalytic activity
Source: RefSeq, a predicted model, not a curated record